GGCACUCGGCGCAACCCAGCGAGAAGAGGUGCUCGGCGGUGGACUCUUCUUGGAAAUACCUAGAAGCGCUUGAAGCCCAAAAAGCCGAUCGCCCUUCUUCUUCGCGGCUUCAACUGCCUCCGAGCUUCGGAGGCUUCAAGGCAACUACACAAGCUCCUCCCGGCCGAGCUGUUCGACCAUUCAUCUUUUAUAUGGCGGACGAGGAACCUGUUGAUCCGAAGAAGUAUCAUGAAGAGUUGUGCAAGCCAAAAUGUGUGAAACCUUUGCUUGAAUAUAAGGCAUGCGCCAAGAGAAUCGAGGGUGACGAAAGCGGGCACAAGCACUGCACGGGACAAUACUUUGAUUAUUGGCGUUGCAUUGACAAAUGCGUGGCUUCGAAAUUGUUCGAAAAGCUGAAGUAACAAAGGGCGGCAAUAUAUCAAUUGAACUUGUUUUGUGAUUUGUUCAAGUGGGAUGAUUGCAUCUAUCCCAUCCUCCGAUUUUGUACCUGAAACUGGAAAAGAUGCUUGAUAUGCGCAGUUUCAGAAACAACAGCGAUAAGGGGCGAAGCAGAUUAUGAAUAAAGAUGAAAAAGUUGUGGGGGUUUUUGCUUA
This is a messenger RNA of Rhodamnia argentea, 593 nucleotides long. Its product is annotated as cytochrome b-c1 complex subunit 6-1, mitochondrial-like. Gene Ontology annotation, biological process: mitochondrial electron transport, ubiquinol to cytochrome c. The record is from RefSeq and is a predicted model, not a curated record. NCBI's taxonomy places the organism in Eukaryota, Viridiplantae, Streptophyta, Magnoliopsida, Myrtales, Myrtaceae. Bases 192 to 401 code for a protein of 69 amino acids. The transcript is spliced from 5 exons.